Homarus americanus (American lobster) is the source of this 538-nucleotide messenger RNA. RefSeq lists its product as uncharacterized. Bases 24 to 536 code for a protein of 170 amino acids. The transcript is spliced from 2 exons. NCBI's taxonomy places the organism in Eukaryota, Metazoa, Arthropoda, Malacostraca, Decapoda, Nephropidae. The record is from RefSeq and is a predicted model, not a curated record.
AUACCACGGACUGUUACUUCUGCAUGACAAACCUUCAGGGUAUAAACAGGAAGAACAAACAUCAUGUUAAGUAUCCAGAUGUACCCUCAGCCAUCAAACCAGUUCCUCACGGACCAGGAAUACCAAUUCCAACUCCACCAGAAAACUAUAGGGACAUGAUACUCGAUGACGAUCAUGAUAUCGAUGAAGACAUAGAAGAGACUGACGCUUCUAGUACAUACUUGCCCACAGCUUCUGCAAAAGAGCCCAUACCCUUCAGUCAAGCUGAGUUGAAUGAUUUAACAAGAGACUUGUGCUUGUCUAAGGAGUCGGCUCAACUACUAGGAUCACGGCUUUGCGAACACAAUGUCUUAACACCAGAACAACAUUUGCCUGGUACCGUAACCGUGACAAGGAAUUUCGCAAGUUCUUCAGUUUUGACAAGGAAACUUCAUUGGUGUAUUGCAACAAUAUCAGUGAACUCAUUGCAGCUAUGGGAAUAUCAUACAAUAUAUCAGAGUGGCGGCUCUUCAUUGACUCAUCAAAAAGAAGCUUGAAA